Molecule: messenger RNA, 3976 nt
Organism: Alosa sapidissima (American shad)
Lineage: Eukaryota; Metazoa; Chordata; Actinopteri; Clupeiformes; Clupeidae
Gene: erap1b
Product: endoplasmic reticulum aminopeptidase 1b
Exons: 20
Coding region: 254-3082 (942 amino acids)
Biological process (GO): peptide catabolic process; proteolysis
Cellular component (GO): cytoplasm
Molecular function (GO): zinc ion binding; peptide binding; metalloaminopeptidase activity
Source: RefSeq, a predicted model, not a curated record
UGACAAGACAUAUUUUCACAGAAAUGCACAGAGUGAUCUGCAUGCCCGUUUUAAAUGUAUGAAUUAAUUUUAAAAAUCAUGUAACGUAUUUCUCCCAUAAUGCCAAGUCCUGCAGCUGACUUUCACUUUCACUCUCGUCCAGGAAAAGAGCUAACGUUUCAGCCUCCACUGCCGCCUCUUUGAAAAAAAAGGCUGGCACACUUCACUUUCAUCACCAACAGUUGACACCAUCAGGCUUGACUUCAUAACCACCAUGUCACCACUCACUGUGGUGACCUCACUCGUGCUGCUGUUCACACCAUUAGCAGCAGCCAGACAAGCAGAUGGCCCAACUCCCACAGCCAGCAAUGGUCAACCAUUUCCAUGGAACAGCAUGAGACUUCCAGAUAAUGUUCAACCACUGCACUAUGACCUUCUCAUCCACCCUAACCUGACCAGCCUAGACUUCACAGGAGAAGUGGACAUCAAGUUUGACGUUCAUAAAGACUGCAGCACCAUCAUAUUGCACAGCAAGGACCUCCAGAUUUCUAAUGCAGCCCUGUUGAAGUCAGAUGGCAGUGUGGAUGGGCCAUUGCAGGUCCUUGAGUAUCCUGCUUUCCAACAGAUUGCGCUCCUGUCAGACAGUGUCUUAUUUAGGGCCAAUAAGGUCUACACUGUCCAUCUGAAGUUUGCAGCCAACCUCUCAGAGAGCUUUCAUGGUUUCUACAAAAGUUCAUACCGCACCAGCAACGAUGAGGUCAGGUUUGUGGCCUCGACUCAGUUUGAAGCAACUAGCGCCAGAGCUGCUUUCCCUUGUUUCGAUGAGCCUGCCUACAAGUCAAGCUAUUCCAUUCGAAUUCGACGGGAAGGUCGGCAUAUUGCUCUCUCCAACAUGCCCAAGAUAAAGACACUGGAGUUGCCAGGUGGCCUGUUUGAAGACCAAUUCGAUGUGAGUGUGAAGAUGAGCACGUACCUGGUGGCAUACAUUGUAUCUGACUUCCAGUCCAUCAGCAAGACCAGUGAACACGGCAUCAAGAUUUCAGUUUACACUGUCCCUGAGAAGAUUGGCCAGGCUGAAUUUGCACUACACGCUGCCGUUCGACUCCUUGACUUCUAUGAUGAUUACUUUGACAUACCCUACCCUCUUCCCAAACAAGAUCUUGCUGCUAUUCCUGAUUUUCAGUCAGGUGCCAUGGAAAACUGGGGUCUAACAACAUACAGGGAGACAGCUCUGCUCUUUGACCCUGAGAAGUCCUCUGCAUCGGACAAGCUGGGCAUCACUAUGGUUAUUGCCCAUGAGCUGGCACAUCAGUGGUUUGGGAACCUGGUGACCAUGCAGUGGUGGAAUGACCUCUGGCUGAAUGAGGGGUUUGCCAAAUUUAUGGAGUUUGUGUCUGUCAACAUCACCAACCCAGAGCUCCAAGUGGAGGAUUACUUCUUGGGGAAAUGUUUUGAGGCUAUGGAGGUGGACUCUCUACCCUCAUCUCACCCAGUGUCUACCCAAGUGGAGAACCCCGCUCAAAUCCAAGAGAUGUUUGAUGAUGUGUCUUAUGACAAGGGUGCUUGUAUUUUACACAUGCUGAGAGAUUUCCUCACUCCAGAGGCCUUCAAACUGGGUAUCGUUCGCUACCUGAAGCGAUACAGCUUCCAGAACACAGUCAGUCGUCAUCUCUGGGAGAGCUUGACUAAUAUCUGUGAGUCUGAUGGUAUGGAUGAGGGCAGAUUUACAGAUGGCGGGUACUGUUCACGCGCAGGAGCACAGUCUGGAGCAUCUAAGUGGCAUGGAGAUGACGAGCUGGACGUGAAGGCUGUGAUGGAGAGCUGGACCCUGCAGGAAGGUUUCCCUCUGGUCACUGUGGAGGUGAGAGGUCGAGAGGUCAGACUGAGUCAAGAGCGCUACCUGAAGAGUGACAAACCCUCACACACAUCAGAAUUUCUGUGGCAAGUCCCACUCACAUACAUCACCAGCCACUCCUCAACUGUGCAUCGUUUCCUCCUGAAGACCAAAACAGAUGUGCUGUAUCUUCCCACUGAGGUAGAGUGGAUUAAGUUUAACGUGGACAUGAGUGGAUACUACAUAGUGCACUAUGACGACGCUAACUGGGAUGCCAUCGCCAAACUCCUACGACGCAACCACACCGCUCUCAGCAGUAAUGACCGAGCCAGUCUCAUCAAUAACGUAUUCCAGUUGGUCAGUGUUGGGAAGAUGUCACUGGACAGAGCGCUGGACGUCUCCCUGUACCUGAGCAAAGAGACUGAGAUCAUGCCAGUGACCCAGGGCCUCAGUGAGCUGGUGCCCCUUUACAAGCUCAUGGAGAAGAGAGACAUGGAGGACCUGGAGAAUCAGAUGAAGGGCUACAUUGUGUGGCUCUUCCGAGACCUUAUUGACCGCCAGGAGUGGAGCGAUGAGGGAUCGGUAUCUCAGAGGAUGCUGCGCAGCUACCUGCUCAUGUUCGCCUGCGUCCGUGGCCACCCACCUUGUGUCCACAAAGCCAGCCAGCUCUUCCAAAAGUGGAAGGAGUCAGAUGGCAAUAUGAGUCUUCCUACUGAUGUCAACAUGGCUGUGUUUGCCGUUGGAGCUCGUACAGAGGAGGGGUGGGACUUCCUCAUGGAGAAAUACAAACACUGCCUGUACACGUCACUCAAGAGUCGCAUCAAGUCUGCCCUCACUAUCAGUCCACUUGCUCAUAAGCUGAAAUGGCUAAUGGAGCAGAGUCUGGAAGGGGAGGUGUUGAAGACCCAGGACUUGCCGUACGUCGUUACAUCAGUGAGCAGGAACCCCAAAGGCUACAAGCAUGCAUGGGAUUUCCUCCAAGUCAACUGGGAAACACUCGUGAAGAAGUUUGACCUGGGCUCACAUUCCAUCUCUCACAUGGUCAUUGGAGUGACCAGUCAGUACUCUACCACGUCCAUGUUGGAUGAAGUAAGAGGAUUCUUCGGUUCACUGAGUGAGGAGAAGGGUGCUGCACUGAGAUGCAUUCAGCAGGCUUAUGAGAACAUCGAAGAGAACAUCCGGUGGAUGGAUAGGAACCUCCCUCUGUUGCAGGCUUGGCUGAACCAAAACGGGCUGCAUGAUGUGAAGAAUCAUCAUACAGAUUUGUAGAAGCACUGGAUUUUGAACCUCUCUGUGAGAGUGCAAAAGAAUGAGCACUGAAGUAUGUAGUUGAAUGGUUUGAUAUGGUACAUUUGUAGGCCAAAUUAAAUUUGUUUGUGAAAUUUUGUGUAAAAUUAUGACUGCACUUCUAAUCCUAUAUGAGCCAUCCCCAAUGAAAGGUAAUUCUGAAUCAUGACAGAAGGGUCAGUUUCCCAUACAUGGACCAAGAACGAUAAAGAUAACUAUAAAUAAAUAUAGUUCUCGUUGAUAUAAAUGACGAUGUUCACACAUAAACUAUAAAGAUAACGACAUGAACGAUAUCGUUGGGGAUCACUUUCAGAGUGAUUUUCAGAACGAUAAAAAGCUAAUAGCCAAUCAGAACCCAUCGAAUUUUAACCGUCACAUUCAUUAACACAAGGAGAGACUUGUGUUGUUCAGUGUGAACGCUUAUCGUUAUGGUUGUAGUUAUCGUUUUUGGUGUGAAUAGGCCUUAAGUCUAAUCCUGGAUUAAAUGAGAACUUCAGUGGAGAUCUCCAUUGAGUAAAAGCUUUUAUGCUUACUCCAUGUACAGGAAACAGGCACUGAGUGUACUUCUGAUGAAGUGGUGCAGCUAUAUUGUUUCGGUUGUAUUUUGUUGUGUGUCAAGGCCUGCAAUCAACAGUGGUGUUAACGGAGGGCUUUUUGCUUCUCCUUAGUGACUUUUCUCAGAGAUGGGCUUCACAACCCAAAACCCUUUCUUUGUUUUUUAUCUGUGUUGAAUAGAUGUUUUGUUUAGAUCUAAACAAUGGUGUGUUGCUUCAAAGCUUUGCUACUAGCCCACCAAUCUCAAGCUUUUCAUGAAUUGUGUUCACAUAACAUGUUUGCUUCUCAUUAAAAUGAGCUCCAAGACGCCCAGAGGGUACA